AUCCCCUCAACCGGAAGCUGCUCCGCCACCAAGGCAGCCCCUGCUGUAUGUUUCAAAGUACCAUGGAACCCACACCCGAGUUUGUUGAAGAGGAAGUUAGAGGUGCAUUAGAAGUUACCUCCUCCACUGGAAAAUUUUGGCUGGAUUGGGACAAACUGAAGAAUAUGCUAUCCUUUCAGCUGAAGCAGGUUUUGUUAGAGUAUCCUGAGUCAAAAAUGGCUACAGAGCAGCAAAAUGCCUCAUUAGGAGAAACUUUCCCACAUCUUGUGAAACGAUUGGAUGAAGAGCUACGAGCUUUUAUUCAAGGCCCCCCCUUUACACUUCAGAGAAUCUGUGAGAUUUUAUUAGCUGCAAGAAGCAUCUAUCCAAAUCUCUCAAAGCUUGCUCUAGCACUAGAAAAGAAUUUGCUGGUAACCUCAACGAUAACAGUCUGCACUGAUGCAUACCCACAAACAACAAUGCCAAAUUCCAAUGAACAAGACAAAGCAAGUGAAGAACCACCACCACCAACACUGUCCAACUCGAUGCCAAAUGGGGUUGAAGCCACAGGAGACAGGGAUGAAGUAAUGACAGAGGUAGAGGAGGCCAAUAUCAAUCACAAUAUAAGCACAGACAUGGAUAGCUUCCAAGAAAUGGUUGGACCAUCAGAAACCAAUGCUGCACCAACUGAGAAUUCUUAGGUUGACAGUCUACCUGCGAUCUAUAUCAUUGAAGCAUUUCAAAAUUAAGGAUUCACUUGGCACAUGCUACCUACAAUGAAUUUGCAGAUUUAAGACUCCUUUAACAUGGCUUCACGGGUCAACUCAGCUAUCCUAUUUGUAUUCUGAUACACAGUCAGGGAAAACCUUAUAGAUAGCAGUAACAAGCCAAUUAGUCUAUUGCUUUGAGCUGUAUUAGUCAAUACUGAAAUUUUAUUCAUUGCCUAAACUCAAGUGGUGUCAACUUGGCUGAACUCAACUCAGCUGCAUUGGAUUCUUAAUCAGACACAUUCUACUCUCC
This is a messenger RNA of Rubroshorea leprosula, 999 nucleotides long. The record is from the annotation of a GenBank genome assembly. NCBI's taxonomy places the organism in Eukaryota, Viridiplantae, Streptophyta, Magnoliopsida, Malvales, Dipterocarpaceae.